Danio aesculapii is the source of this 5236-nucleotide messenger RNA. RefSeq names its product Fanconi anemia group A protein (gene fanca). Gene Ontology annotation, biological process: interstrand cross-link repair. Bases 984 to 5081 code for a protein of 1365 amino acids. The record is from RefSeq and is a predicted model, not a curated record. Gene Ontology annotation, cellular component: Fanconi anaemia nuclear complex. Lineage: Eukaryota; Metazoa; Chordata; Actinopteri; Cypriniformes; Danionidae. The transcript has 42 exons.
AUUACACUGUUAUGACUAGAGGAAACCACAGUGUGAACAAAACAGGCCAUCGAAUAUAAGGCUUUCACUAAAGACACAUUAAGGACACAUUUACAGCACAUUACUGUUUAAUCUAGUGGCUUUAAACUUAAAGGGACAGUACACUGAACACUGUAAAUAUCCUCAUCGUUUACGAACACUCGAGUGGAACUUUAUUUGAACACAAAACAAGCUUCAUUCAUUUUCUUUUCAGCUUAGUCUCUUUAUUAAUCAGGGGUCGCCACAGCAGAAUGAACCACUAACUAUUCCAAAUAUGUUUUACAUAGCGGAUGUCCUUCCAGCUGUAACACCCAUACACACUCAUACACUACGGCCAAUUUAGUUUCCUAUAUCAGUUCCCCUAUAGCGCAUGUGUUUGGACUGUGGGGGAAACCGGAGCACCUGGAGGAAACCCACACCAACACGGGGAGAACAUGCAAACUCCACACAGAAACACACACUGACACAGCCGGGACUCAAACCAGCGACCUUCUUGCUGUGAGGGAAGCGCGACACCACUGAGCCACCGUGCCACCUAAAGAAAUAUUCGUCGUGACAAAACAGAUAUGAAGAUGAAUAUCAUUAUCAAUAUGCUUCGCUUUCAUGUAAACAGCUCAUAUAUUGAUGUUCAACAGACAUUACAGCAACUCUAUACUGUCAGUUCAGUGACGCUGGACGCUGGGGCUUCCCUGCAGCUGACGCUCUUUCUGUGGCGCCUGUGAUUGGCUGACGACAGAGGCGCCUAUAACUAUUGGCUGCGGGCCAUUCAGUUCAAACCAAUGAAAACACUCGCUCUGAACCCCGUGGCUGAUGAUUGGAUGUUGCCCGUUUCUCACAGCCAGUAAAGACUGAGCCUCAGCGCGCGGGUUUGCGACAGUUGAGGAGAAAGUGUGUGUGUGUGUGUUGGUGGAGUAUGUAUAUCUAUAAUUCUGCAUGUUUAUUAUAAUUCUGCACAUAUCGCAGUAAUGUUGAGCUCCACAGCAGACGCGGAACAGCCCACACACACCUCUGUCACGGCCCUGCUCGCGCGCAGAUCACUAAAGAGACCCAGAGAUGAUGAUGAAGAGCAGCUGCAGGAGUCCUGUGUGAAUCUGCUGAUGAGGAAUCAGAACACAUCACUACUGCUGCAGGAGAUGACGGCUCAGCAGAGGAUCAGCAGUGCAGGUCUGGAGCUCCACACACACAUGCAGACGGCGGCGCUGGAGGACGAGCUGCGCAGACUCUCUCAGCUGACGGAUGUCCCUCUCUCUCUGCUGUGUGUGAGGGUUGUGACUGAAGCUCUGCAGGAUCGAAUCUCACACACUGAUCACGUGCUGCUGAGCGCUGAACAGAGGGCUGAGGUGUGUGUGUUGCUGAAGUCUGCUCAAGCGCUGAUGUCUGCAGGAUUAUUCAGUGCUGAACUCCUGUGGCAGGAGUACUGGAGGACUCAGCCGAUCCUGGAGGUUGUGUAUCAUCUACACACUCACAGUAUCCUCACACUGGAUCUCCUGCUGGACAGAGACGCUGCUGUGAGCUCCUGGAUCUCGGAUCAGCUGAAGGCUCUGUGUGUCUCUAUGAAGAACACAGAAGAAGAACAGCAGCUGCAGAAACACAUGCUGGACACUGUGGUGUGUGUCCUGGUCAGGAGGGCUUUUGAAGACUGCACUCAUAAACACUCUCAGACGUGUGUCUUCAUUCUGGACUCCAUGCUGACCUGGCUGCUGGACUCACUGAAUGAUAAAGACACAGAAACAUCGUCUGCUUCAGUCUGGAUUCAGGUGUUUGACGCAUCAGUGUUUGGUGUGUGUGUUUCUGAAGACACACUGCGGCAGUUCUUCACACACACACUCACACGUGUUCUCACACACCGGCCCGUGUUCACAGUGUCAGAUGCCAUCGCUGUACAGAGUGACUGGAGCUUUGCUAAAACCCCUGCGCUGCUGACGGCUCUCUUCCGGAAGCUGUGUGUGUUGUUCAGUGUGCAGUGUGUGUUGGCUCAGCUCCAGCAGGUGUUGGAGACUCAUGAGGUGAACUGGCGUCUGAUCCUGAGCUGUGUGUCUCAUCUGCUGGUGUUUGACUGUCAGACUCAGAGCUGUCUCUCAGAGGUGCUGCGUGCGCUCCUCAGCUCGGCGUUCCUCCUCUUCGAUGUGGAGCAGAUGAUCAGUGUGUUCCUGCUGGUGCGGCAGGCGGCUCUCGAGGGUCCAGCGGUGUUCCGGUCCUACAGCGACUGGUUUAAGCUGUCGUUUGCUGGAGCGAGCGGCGCUCACGCUAAGAGCAAGAAGACCACUGUGUUCCUGCUCAAGUUCCUGUCAGACCUGGUGCCGUUUGAGCCGCCGCAGUACCUGAAGGUUCAUGUCCUGCAUCCUCCGUUCGUCUCUGGGAAGCACCGCUCUGUGCUGCAGGAGUACGUCAGCCUCGCCAGGACCCGCCUCCGAGAUCUGAAGGUGUCUCUAGAGGAGUCUGGCAUCUUUGAGGUGGUGAACGGCUCUGCUGGCGCUCCUGCGUGCGGGGCUCAGCAGGAUGUGGAGAAGGCCGUCACACUCUUCAUCAACACCGGGAAGAUCCCAGCUACAGUCAUAGAGGCCAGUAUCUUCAGGAGGCCGUACUUCAUGUCUCGGUUUCUCCCAGCGCUGCUCUCGCCCCGGGUGCUUCCUCCUCAAGCAGACAGCAGAAUGUCCUUCAUCGAGGCCCUGAGGAGAGCGGAGAAGAUCCCGGCGGCGCUCUACUGCUCCUACACCGAGUCCUGUCAGAGAGAGACACACACACUCAGAGAAGGUGUGUGUGAUUCCAGUGAUGGAGGUCAUCUGAUGGUUCUCCAGGAUCAGUUCCAGUGUCUGAGGAGAAUCAUAUGUGAUGGAGCUGCUGAUGGAGAAGUGUGUGCUCAGCUCUCCAGGAUCUCUCUGACUCUGAACAACAUCGGCGCUGAUGAGGACACAGGAACUGAUGUCAUCACCCUCAACCUGCUCUCAGCUGAUUGGACGCACGCCACGCUCGCCAAUCUGAUCCUCCAGAGCUUCUGUCUGUGUUUACUGGACUCAGCUAAGAUCAGUCCUCCAAACAGGCAGGGCUCGUGGGCGUGUGUGUUGGUCAAGGCUCUUCUUGCGCACAGAUGGCUGAUCUCAGCUCUUCUACACAGACUGUGGGACCUGCUGCAGAACCAGGGCGAGGCUCUGAGCGCCGCUCAUGUGUUGGGUUUGUCUGCUCUGCAUGUGGAGCUGCAUCACUGCCGGAGUGUGUGUCCUCCUGUGCAGCUGCUGCCGUCUGCAGACGCUCGCUGUGUGUCUGAGUGUGUGUGUGACGCUCUGAGCUGCUGCACGGACACACACAUGCACACCUGCCUCAGGUUCUGUGUGUCGGUUCUCUCCUACGGUCUCUGCAGAGCCACCGCUCAGGCUGAAGAGCUGCACGUCUUCAUCCCACACACACUCUUCAAGAAGGCUCAGUUUGUGAUGUCUCGGCUGGUUCCGGAGACCCGAGCGCUGCUGAUUGGUGGACUGGACUCUGAGUCUCCGUCUGCCCCCGCUGGAGGACUGCAGGAGUCGGCUGUGGCUCUGUGGAGAAACACACACAUACGAGCGCUGAGGAGACAGCCUGACUAUCAGCUCUCCUUCUCUGAUUGGCUCACAGCUGAACUACAGGUCCAGCGGAGCCGAGACGCACUCACUGAUGCUGAGAGGCAGGAGUUCCAGCAGUGGGCCUGUGAGCUCUACUAUCUGCCCAUGGCUGCAGCAGACGGCGGCUGUGGAGGAGACGUUACUCAGAGCUGCGCUCGCAUCAUCACUGCGCUUCUGGACCAGCACACACUGUCACAGGCCGCAGGAACACAUGGACACACAGACAGCUGUCUGCCAGACCUGCUGUCGCUCCUACAGGCGCUGCUGUAUGAAGCGGCCGUCACUCCGCAGAAGACUCCAGAUGACACGCAUCACUUCCUCUGGGACCUGAUUGAGAGCAGGUGCUCUGUGACCCCUGACCCCCAGUGCAUCGCAGAGCAGCUCAGAUACCAGCAGACGCUCCAGAACAUCAGCCGUGUGGUGUGUGUGCUUCCUGCUGCUCUGCUGAUCAGGGUUGACACUGGCGGAUCAGCUCUGGACUGCAGGAGGAUCAUCAAACACAUCACUGAUGUGCAGAUGCGGACGUGUGUUCCUGACGCUCUGCUGUCCUGCAAACUGACCACACUCUUCCUCAAAGCCAUAGUGAGCGGCAGUGUGAGCUGUAGAUCUCCGGCUGACGCAGUGAACGAGUGUGUGUGUGUGUUCAGCACUCGGUGUCCUCUGCUUCUCCUGUCCGCUGUGCGCUGGUGGGCGCGUGUGUCCUCUGUGCUGGUGUGUCAGUGGAGGCGUCUCACCGCUGGAGAAACUCUGCCUGAUCAGCUGCAGAUGCUGGAGGACACACACUGCUGGAGCGCACGUGUGUGUGGCGGUCUGUCUUCCUCGACUCCAGCGGCUCCAUCAUGGCUGCUGGCUGCAGCUCUACAGGCUUCACUGCAGCACUCAGACCCCACAGCAGCUCUCGCUCAGCUGGACCACACACACACACAGGUGCUGCUCUUCCUGUUCCUCUACAGUGUAAUAGAGCUGAUCUCUGCACACCUCAGCCAACAGGAGUGUGUGGAGCGUGUCAGAGGAGUGUGUGUGUGUCUCCUCACUCGUCUUCAGGGUCAUUCUGAUUGGCUGCUGCUGUUCGAUCAGUCAGGAUCAGAUCACGAGCUGUGUGAGUUCAGGGCGCGUGUGAUUUCCCAUCAUGCCCUGCGCCUGCUGCCGCUGGCCUUCUACAGUGUUCUGUGUGCGGUGGACUCGCAGCUCCUCCAGGGAUUGGUCAGUUCUCCAGGAUUCCUCCACAGCGCCGGUGUCUCCUACAGGAAGCUGAGCGAGCUGUACCUGAGUGCUGAGAGCGCAGGCCGACCGCAGGUGCUGCUGGACGCGCGGCGUGUUCUCCUGAGCAGCAUCUCUCUGAGUUCUCCCGACUGCCUGACGUGUGCUCAGAGGAAGCAGCUGCAGUCUGAGUUGGAGCAGCUGGACGCAGAGAUGGCAGCGGCGUUCAGCGGGAAACACACCAGCACCAGCGCACUCACACAAACAUGAACACACCUGACCAAUCAGAGCACAGGACAGAGACACAUGAUCACACAGAGCCCCUCCCCCUCAGGUUACAGCAGUUCAGUCUGAUCUCACACACACACACACACACACACACACACACACUCUCAGAGUAAAGCAGUUCCCGCCGUCACACACUC